GUUGGGGAUUUGAGUGACAAAGGAAGAGAGUGUGACAUUCCCGCGCAAGAAGAAGAAGGAGAGUGGCAAUGGCUUCUCCUUCAACUUGUCAAACUCAAAGGGUUGACGAGAAGAAGGAACCCAAAAGCAGCAAUUCAUCGAAAUCUUGUUUUCAGCCAACAGUCAGUUUGAAAGAUUGGUGGCUUAUUAGGGCUGAAAGAGAUUCUCAAGGUAGAACCCUUGCCGUUGCUGGGCGCACUUCUCGAGAGGGUCAAGCUCUGCGAGGAUUCACUUCUGCACCAAUUCAUAAGAUAUAUGAUGUUUUUAAUCUAGAGACCAUUGAUGGGAUGUGUGUUGUCCUCAAAGGCUUCAUAAAUAGAAGUCGUUCAGAGGAAAAUGGUUUUCCAUCUGAGGUGAUUGAACAGUUUCUUUUUGGUUUUCCUCCUCAAUGGGAGACGUUCAAUGAGAAAUUCUUAGGAAGAGAUUCUAAAGGUAAGGCUUCUGCAAGCGAUGCCCUUGGUUUUGAAAAACCAUCCGGGUGCUCAGAAAAGGUUAAAGAUCUAAAGAACUUAGAUCAAAAUGAUUAUGUAGAGACUACCGGUGAAACAAUUCAGGAUCAUAAUGGGAGAAAAGAUUAUGAAGUAGAAGACAAUUUGAUGAGGGACAAUCAGAAUGAUGGAGAAGUUGCAAGUGAAGUUAUUGUACAAACUAAGACAAAAAGAGCAACCAGGUCAUCGGACAAGAUUAAUUUUACAAACACUUCUACAAGCAUUGCAGAGGAGCAAACAGUACUUGAUCAUCAUGUGAUAAAAGACUAUGAAGUAGAAGACAAUUUGAUGAGGGACAGUCAGAAUGAUGGUGAAAUUGCAAGUGAAGUUAUUGUGAAAAAGAAGACAAAAAGAGCAACAAGGUCAUCGGACAAGCUUAAUUCUACAAACACUUCUACAAGCAUUUCAAAGGAGCAAACAAUACUGGAUCAUAAUGGGAUAAAAGUUUAUGAAGUAGAAGACAAUUUGAUUAGGGACAGUCAGUAUGAUGGUGAAGUUGCAAGUGAAGUUAAUUUGCAAAAGAAGGAAAAAAGAGCAACGAGGUCAUCGGACAAGCUGAAUUCUACAAAAACUUCUACAAGCAUUGCAAAGGAGCAAAGAUUACUGCAUCAUAAUGUGAUAAAAGACUAUGAAGUAGAAGACAAUUUGAUGAGGGACAAUCAGAAUGAUGGAGAAGUUGCAAGUGAAGUUAUUGUGAAAAAGAAGACAAAAAGAGCAACAAGGUCAUCGGACAAGCUUAAUUCUACAAACACUUCUACAAGCAUUUCAAAGGAGCAAACAAUACUGGAUCAUAAUGGGAUAAAAGUUUAUGAAGUAGAAGACAAUUUGAUUAGGGACAGUCAGUAUGAUGGUGAAGUUGCAAGUGAAGUUAAUUUGCAAAAGAAGGAAAAAAGAGCAACGAGGUCAUCGGACAAGCUGAAUUCUACAAAAACUUCUACAAGCAUUGCAAAGGAGCAAAGAUUACUGCAUCAUAAUGUGAUAAAAGACUAUGAAGUAGAAGACAAUUUGAUUAGGGACAGUCAGUAUGAUGGUGAAGUUGCAAGUGAAGUUAAUUUGCAAAAGAAGGAAAAAAGAGCAACGAGGUCAUCGGACAAGCUGAAUUCUACAAAAACUUCUACAAGCAUUGCAAAGGAGCAAAGAUUACUGCAUCAUAAUGUGAUAAAAGACUAUGAAGUAGAAGACAAUUUGAUUAGGGACAGUCAGUAUGAUGGUGAAGUUGCAAGUGAAGUUAAUUUGCAAAAGAAGGAAAAAAGAGCAACGAGGUCAUCGGACAAGCUGAAUUCUACAAAAACUUCUACAAGCAUUGCAAAGGAGCAAAGAUUACUGCAUCAUAAUGUGAUAAAAGACUAUGAAGUAGAAGACAAUUUGAUUAGGGACAGUCAGUAUGAUGGUGAAGUUGCAAGUGAAGUUAAUUUGCAAAAGAAGGAAAAAAGAGCAACGAGGUCAUCGGACAAGCUGAAUUCUACAAAAACUUCUACAAGCAUUGCAAAGGAGCAAAGAUUACUGCAUCAUAAUGUGAUAAAAGACUAUGAAGUAGAAGACAAUUUGAUUAGGGACAGUCAGUAUGAUGGUGAAGUUGCAAGUGAAGUUAAUUUGCAAAAGAAGGAAAAAAGAGCAACGAGGUCAUCGGACAAGCUGAAUUCUACAAAAACUUCUACAAGCAUUGCAAAGGAGCAAAGAUUACUGCAUCAUAAUGUGAUAAAAGACUAUGAAGUAGAAGACAAUUUGAUUAGGGACAGUCAGUAUGAUGGUGAAGUUGCAAGUGAAGUUAAUUUGCAAAAGAAGGAAAAAAGAGCAACGAGGUCAUCGGACAAGCUGAAUUCUACAAAAACUUCUACAAGCAUUGCAAAGGAGCAAAGAUUACUGCAUCAUAAUGUGAUAAAAGACUAUGAAGUAGAAGACAAUUUGAUUAGGGACAGUCAGUAUGAUGGUGAAGUUGCAAGUGAAGUUAAUUUGCAAAAGAAGGAAAAAAGAGCAACGAGGUCAUCGGACAAGCUGAAUUCUACAAAAACUUCUACAAGCAUUGCAAAGGAGCAAAGAUUACUGCAUCAUAAUGUGAUAAAAGACUAUGAAGUAGAAGACAAUUUGAUUAGGGACAGUCAGUAUGAUGGUGAAGUUGCAAGUGAAGUUAAUUUGCAAAAGAAGGAAAAAAGAGCAACGAGGUCAUCGGACAAGCUGAAUUCUACAAAAACUUCUACAAGCAUUGCAAAGGAGCAAAGAUUACUGCAUCAUAAUGUGAUAAAAGACUAUGAAGUAGAAGACAAUUUGAUUAGGGACAGUCAGUAUGAUGGUGAAGUUGCAAGUGAAGUUAAUUUGCAAAAGAAGGAAAAAAGAGCAACGAGGUCAUCGGACAAGCUGAAUUCUACAAAAACUUCUACAAGCAUUGCAAAGGAGCAAAGAUUACUGCAUCAUAAUGUGAUAAAAGACUAUGAAGUAGAAGACAAUUUGAUUAGGGACAGUCAGUAUGAUGGUGAAGUUGCAAGUGAAGUUAAUUUGCAAAAGAAGGAAAAAAGAGCAACGAGGUCAUCGGACAAGCUGAAUUCUACAAAAACUUCUACAAGCAUUGCAAAGGAGCAAAGAUUACUGCAUCAUAAUGUGAUAAAAGACUAUGAAGUAGAAGACAAUUUGAUGAGGGACAGUCAGAAUGAUGGUGAAAUUGCAAGUGAAGUUAUUGUGAAAAAGAAGACAAAAAGAGCAACAAGGUCAUCGGACAAGCUUAAUUCUACAAACACUUCUACAAGCAUUUCAAAGGAGCAAACAAUACUGGAUCAUAAUGGGAUAAAAGUUUAUGAAGUAGAAGACGAUUUGAUUAGUGACAGUCAGUAUGAUGGUGAAGCUGCAAGUGAAGUUAUUUUGCAAAAGAAGGAAAAAAGAGCAACGAGGUCAUCGGACAAGCUGAAUUCUAAAAAAACUUCUACAAGCAUUGGAAAGGAGCAAAGAAUACAGGAUCAUAAUGGGAGAAAAGAUCAUAAUGGGAGAAAAGACUAUGAAGUAGAAGACAAUUUGAUGAGGGACAAUCAGAAUGAUGGAGAACUUGCAAGUGAAGUUAUUGUACAAAAGAACACAAAAAGUGCAACGAGGUCUGCGGACAAGCUUAAUUCUACAAACACUUCUACAAGCAUUGCGAAGGAGCAAACAAUACUGGAUCGUAAUGGGAGAAACGACUGUGAAGUGGAAGACAAUUUGAUGAGGGACAAUCAGAAUGAUGGAAAAGUUGCAAGUGAAGUUAUUGUACAAAAGAAGACAAAAACAGCAAUGAGGUCACUGGACAUGCUUAAUUCUACAAACAGUUCUUCAAGCAUUGCAAAGGAGCAAACUGCAGAUGUUAAUCGAACAACUCACUUUAAAAGUUCAAGAACGGAAAAUGCAAAAAGAAAAUUGUCAUAUGGAAGUCCUCAGCAAGGGAAAGAGGCAGUUCGAAUUGUCUCUCCUGAACCUUUGAGUUUUAACAGAUCUAGAUCAGGGAGAGUGCUACUUCCUCCGAUGGCAUUUUGGCGCAAUCAAAGAGCAAUUUAUGAUGCGGAUCAGAGUGUUACAGAAGUUAAACAAGGCGACCCGAAUCUGGAUUAUCUAUCUAGAGUGUGUAGAUCUGAACCAUCAAAAAAGAGACGGCAACGCAGAUGAAAGUUAAAGCUCCUAUCGUCUAGUGGAAAUGUAAAGGAACUUGAAGGGGAGGCAUAAGCAACAGUGGCACAUUUGUACAAAAAUGUGUAAAGGCUCUACAGUUUACUAAUGCCAUUUUUGGAUGCAUGUUUUCUUGACAGAUAUUUCUUUUUGUUUCUUAGAACAGCUUGCAAGCUAUGAUGUUUAACUCAUUUAUGCAGCUAGUUAUGUUAAUAUAUAGGUUCACUUGGACUGUAUCUUGGUAUAUCUGAAAGCAAAAAACUUUUCAAAACACAUCAUGGUGUAUUGUGUAUCAGAAAUAGUUUCUCCGUCUUCACAAA
This is a messenger RNA of Solanum pennellii, 4471 nucleotides long. RefSeq lists its product as uncharacterized. The transcript has 10 exons. The coding region runs from base 69 to 4151 and encodes 1360 amino acids. Lineage: Eukaryota; Viridiplantae; Streptophyta; Magnoliopsida; Solanales; Solanaceae. The record is from RefSeq and is a predicted model, not a curated record.